This is a messenger RNA of Cydia pomonella (codling moth), 2816 nucleotides long. Its product is annotated as homeobox protein Hox-D8-like. The transcript is spliced from 4 exons. Gene Ontology annotation, molecular function: DNA-binding transcription factor activity, RNA polymerase II-specific; DNA binding. Gene Ontology annotation, biological process: regulation of DNA-templated transcription. Bases 1600 to 2592 code for a protein of 330 amino acids. Lineage: Eukaryota; Metazoa; Arthropoda; Insecta; Lepidoptera; Tortricidae. The record is from RefSeq and is a predicted model, not a curated record.
AGGCUGCAAUCAUUACAUAAAGUAUCAAUUAUUAAAGUGAGUGAAUCAUAAAUUCAACUCGCAGGAACUUUUACCAUUAACGUUACUUCAUUUGCAAAUGAGAUUAAUUUAGAUGACUUUAUUUUUAGUGGAUUUUGCAUUUUGAUAUCAGUUAAUCCGCGGAAUUUCCUGCACACACAGUCAUUUUAUUAAACAUAUCCUGUAGUGAAUUAAAGUAAUUCUGGAAAAGAUUUUUUGUGACAGUUUAAAAAGUUUUUUUACAACACAAGUAGGUAAUGGGCAAAUUUUAUAAAUAAGGUACCUCGUACUUGUAGCAAAGCCUUUGACCUACGACAUCAGUGCCUAAGUAUAGACUUAUUACAUCGGCUCAAAGUCAAAUAAUGAUUCAACUAAUUCUAUCAGAACCUUUUUGGAGAUUAAAAUGUGACUGUAAUACGAACGAAAUAAUCUAAUAUUACAUUAUGAUACGAGUGCGAUAAAUAGGAAAUUCGCAACGAGUGGCGAUAGAUUAAAGCACGACCGAAGGAAGCCAUUUGAAUCGACACGAGUUGCGAAUUACCUAUUCGCACAUGUAUAGUACGACGUUUUGCAGUAGAUAUGGCCCUUUAAAUUUUCGGCAUAGUUACGUAAUGUGCUAAUAUCCCACUAGUGAGGUAAAGUAGCACCAUAUGUACUGUAAUAGUACAUUACGAUACAAAUGCGAAAAAUAGGAAACUUGAAACGAAUGGCGAUGAAUUAAAACACGAAGGGAGUGUUUUAAAUCGACACGAGUUACGAAUUACCUAUUCGCACAUGUAUCGUACAACGUUUUACAGUACAUAUGGCCCUUUAUAUGUUCGACAUAGUAACGUAAUAUGCUAAUUUUCGCACUAGUGCGGUAAAGUAGCACCAUAUGUACUGUAAAGGUUAUUAUUCUCUAGGCAAGAAAAACAACUACGAGUAGACCAAAACUUAGUUCAUAAGUAGCAAUAUUCGUAUAUUAAAAAGUGCAAGGUAUGAAUAAUUAAUAAAUUAUUAUGACUUACAUAGGAAGGACAUUAGCCAUGUUUCCUUUAUUUCAUGAGUUGGCCAACUAGUUUAUAAGCGAAAGCUGGGUGUCUCGAGGAAGAUCGUGUCUUAGAUCUCUUUUCACAAAUAUUAGGCCACUUUGAUAAGCUUAAAAUUAGUAACAAAUCUAAAUAUUCAUGACUAGAUAUAAUAAAAUGUUUUAACAGGUCGGAACAUGACAUGUUAAUACAAAACAAAGCGAUUAAUGAUAGUGUUGUUGAGAAAAAAUAGGAACGGUUACAACAACAAAAUUAAUCCGGGAAGAUUUAUCUCCAAAUUUUUUUUUGCUGAGAACAAUAUAUUUUAUUACUUGUUUUGGCCCAACGACAAAACAAAACCAUAAAAUAAGCACCUUUUUUUCAUUGUUCGCUAAUCACCUUAUUUUGAUUUUUGGAUAUUUCAAAAAGUAAUAGGGAUGGCGCCUAAUUACGGAUUAACUUGAACCAAUUACAAUAGGGGUUCGGGAGAGGGUACAGCAACACUAAUCACCUUGGUAUAAAGGGUUUAGGACCCUGUGUUUGCUAAUCAGUUGUCUCAAUACGUUGAUCGACAAUGUCUUCCAGUGACGAGUUCAGUUUAGCCGAGUUUGGUCUGGCCGACGGCGGUGAAACCUGGGCUGUGGAUGGAAACGUUCCUGGAUGGAAUUUGUUUCCAGAGUCAAUGCCACAGACUAAUGAGGUACAAUGGCCACAGUACGAGCAACAAACGUGUAUGUGGCAGGAACAGACGUCUCCGGUGUACCAACCGACGUUCAACCAAGCGCCGAGUAUGAUCCCCGUCCCUGUGAUGCAUACCGUGCACACGAGCCCUCACACUUUUCAGUUUAUUCAAAAUUGCCAAUAUGUGGCAAUGAAUACUUCAACCCAGUGCCAGCAAAAUCCAGUUAAUCACGUAAUAUCCAAAACAAAUCAGCCAAUGUUCAACAAUGUACCAUCAAAACACCACCGAGCGCAAAUUACUCUGGUUCACAACACUCACGGACCUUCCAAAGCAAUCAUCAAGCGCAAGCGUAAAAGAACAGCUUUCACCACCGAGCAGAUCUUAGCUCUAGAAAAGGUCUUUUGUAAAAAACCGUACGUGAAUCGCGACGAGCGUCAAGCUCUCGUGGAACAGCUGCAAGUCACCGACAGAGCCGUCAAAGUGUGGUUCCAGAACCGUAGGAUAAAGAGCAAGAGAGAAGAGCUUGAAGCUCUGGAGGCUUCUUCCGACUAUUCGCCGAUGGGCGCAACAGACUCGUCGGACUCCUUUAGACUGGCUUACGUAGAAGCUCAGAUAUCGCAAAAAACCGACGAAUUCGGUUACGUCACGCUCGACGAUCGCGCCAUAAGAGAACUGGUCAGCGUCAUCGAUGAGCUGCUGGUUGAAAAAGUUGACUGCGACGUAUUAAGCGAGGAAGAUGUAGUAGAAAAUGUGUUGAAAAUGAAAUAUGAACCCGUAUCCCCCGCUGCCAACUCGGAUUGUUCUGAUGAAGAUGCUGCCAAGUGGAGGCGGCCGGAUCCCGAACAAUCCCUUAGGCAACUAUUAGAUAUUCAACACUUUUGUUAAUUUCUUCAAUGGUGUCAAAGUUACUAUAUAAUUCUCCUAUCAUGAUAAGUUACAUAUGUAAAUAUAAAUAUAUUUUAUUCCAGUGUUGACAUAAUGUAUUUAAGUUAAGAUUUUUAAUUAAUUUAUUGUAAUUUUAAGCUUCGCAAUUAUGAUACAUAAAUAAACAAUUACUUAGUGCACAUAUUUUUUUUAUCUUAAAUCCUUACAACCAAUGUUACCAGUAA